Messenger RNA from Hirsutella rhossiliensis, 4044 nucleotides. Its product is annotated as ABC transporter transmembrane domain-containing protein. The coding region runs from base 1 to 4044 and encodes 1347 amino acids. The record is from RefSeq and is a predicted model, not a curated record. NCBI's taxonomy places the organism in Eukaryota, Fungi, Ascomycota, Sordariomycetes, Hypocreales, Ophiocordycipitaceae. Gene Ontology annotation, cellular component: membrane. The transcript is spliced from 5 exons. Gene Ontology annotation, biological process: transmembrane transport. Gene Ontology annotation, molecular function: ATP hydrolysis activity; ATP binding; ABC-type transporter activity.
AUGAAGUCAGAAUCAAAGGAAUCCGUCACCGCAUGCUCUCAGCUCAAGGCUUCAAGCUCUGCGGAUCUCGCCUCGACUUGUCCCGGCUCGGCCCAUGCCCAGUCCGGGCAUGCCAAGUCUUCCUGGGGCAGCCUCUUUGCCUUCACCCAGCGUACACAUGUCCGAGUCCUCCUCGCGGCAAUCGUGGCAUCGGGAGCCACCGCUGCCCUGCGAACUGCCUUGGCCAUCUUCCUCGGCCGCAUCUUUGACAUCGUUGCCGACCGCGGCAACGGGCUCCGAUCCGGUCCCAAUGCUCUCGAGGCUGUCUCCAGAUGGUGCCUGGUUCUGGUCGGCCUUGGCCUGGGCAACUGGCUUGCCAACGCCGCCUUUCUGGCACUGUGGACUCUCUUCGGAGAGCUUCAGGCCGACAGUGCUCGUUGCCGCGUCUUCCAAUCCCUGCUCACCCGGGAUCUAGCCUGGUUCGACAUGUUAGACCAGGGGACAUCUGGCCUUCUCGUCAGAAUACAAACACAGACACGCGAGCUCCAAGCCGCGACCUCACAAAUCUUUGGCUUCUUGGUUUGCGAUGCUCUGACUUCGUGUGCCUCUCUCAUCAUUGCGCUGUACUACUCGUGGAGGAUAACUCUGGUGUUACUCGCCACCCUGCCGCUAUCUCUCAUUGUCCUGUCUCUCGCCACUCGACAGCUCGAACCAGCCAUUCGAGCGCAAAAGGCCCAUCUGGAAAAGGCCACGAGGCUCACCACGGCGUCCGUCACCGCCAUCGACCUUGUCAAGGUCUUUAAUGGCUUCGACAGAGAACUGCGGCACUACCGCAACGCUCUCAGAUGGGCAAGAAGGCACUACCUGGUGCAAGCCCGAUGCAACUCGACCCAGAUGGGAUACAUUGCCUUCUGGGUCGUCGCAAUGUUUGUGCUUGGGUUCUGGUAUGGCAGCAUCUUGGUCAGGGAUGGGCUUCCGCCUGGCCAUGUCGUUACGACUUUUUACUCGACUUUGGCUGCUUUUCAGGGCAUCGAAGCGUUGGUUCCUCACUGGCUUGUACUUUCAAAAGGCAUGUCGGCGGGAAGCUUUCUGUCGUCAAUCGCCGCGAAACCAGAGACCUCGAGAUCCAAGGCGCUCGUCGAUACGGCCCCUCGGACCACCCGACUGGAGCACUGUGUUGGCGACGUGCAGCUUAAUAGUGUGAGCUUUGCAUAUCCUUCCAAUCCGGCAACGACAGUUCUCGACACGUCUUCCUUUGCCUUUCCGGCGGGACAGACCACCUUUCUUGUCGGUAAAAGCGGAUCUGGGAAAAGCACCGUGGGCAGCCUCUUGGCCAAGUUGUAUGAGCCCCUGGCCGGGCAAAUCCUCAUCGACGGGCGGCCCCUUGAACUGCUCGACGACAACUGGGUCCGCGAGAACAUUACCCUGGUACAGCAGUCAAGCAUUCUUUUCAGCGAUUCAUUAUUCAACAACAUUGCUCUCGGAAAUCCGAGCCCUGAAAAGGCUACCUUGAAAGAAGUCCUCGGCGCCUGCCAGGCAGCACUUUUGCAGUCAACGCUUGCCAGCCUUCCCCAAGGUCUCGAUACCCAGGUCGGGCCUCGAGGCUUCGAACUGAGCGGUGGGCAGAAGCAAAAGGUUGCCCUCGCUCGAGCGCGACUGAGGAAUCCGACAAUUCUCAUUCUCGACGAGAUCACCAGCGGCCUCGACCAAGUAGGUCGGGCACUGGUCAUGGACGCCAUCAGAGAGUGGCGAAGAGACAAGACGACCAUUAUCAUAACCCACGACACCUCCAACAUCGACGACGACGAAUAUGUGUACGUCAUGGAUAAUGCAUCCGUGGUUCGAGAGGGGUUCAAACGAGAUCUUCCUGAAGAUCAGAAGGAUCUCGUUCUUUCGUCCUACCAGCUGCACCAACACGCCGCGUACGGACGCGACCUGCCUAUCACGGCCUUCAUCCCAGGGCCUGCAGAGAGGCGGCGCUUUUCCGCCUUCAUCAAUAACAAGUUCUUUCCGGCACCGGAAAGGGAGCCAGAUGAUCAGAAGGGAUGCCCAACCAAUAUCGAGACCAGCCUAGAAGAAGACCCAUCAGAUACCUCUGGAGAAGACGACGUCGACUUCAUCUUUGGGGCUGCCGAGCGGCGAGAAAACAUACCAAGGCUGCGUCUGAGGGCCAGAGCCCUGGAAAGCGCCAACCCUCCCUUGGCGAGCCAAAAGCCGGCGGAGAAAGCUUCUCUCCUGUCAAUCUUGGCUACGCUUUGGCCGACCCUGGGACAAUUUGACAGACUGCUUCUUGUUCUCGGGCUCAUGGUCUGUCUCAUCGGAGCCGUGUCAACCCCGGCCUUUGCCUACUGCUUGGCACAGCUGAUGGGUGUCAUGUGGUCGUCUGGUGAAAAGGCUGCGGAGGGCCAGAAAUGGGCAAUCUGUCUCGUUGUAGUCGCCGUCACUGACGGUCUCUGCACGGGUGGCAGUCGCUACCUUCUGGAGAAUGUCGGCCAAGCCUGGGUUGAUGGCAUUCGCGUCCAGGCACUCGCCAGGAUUAUGCAGCAGCCCAAGUCGUGGUUUGACGGGACAAAUCACUCGCCCGGUCGCAUCAACGAGCGUCUUGAGAGAAAUGCGGAAGAGAUGCGAAACAUUGUCGGCCGAUUCGUUCCCAUCGUCGUCGUCGUGACCACCAUCAUGUCCAUAUCGCUCUUGUGGGCUCUGGCCACUUCGUGGAGGCUGACUCUAGUGGCCCUGGCACCUCUGCCUGUCGUCUUCGCCACAGUCAAGGGCUAUGCCUCUGUCAGCAGCGAGUGGGAGAGCAAAUGCAAUGAGGGCGCAGAAGACUGCAGCGCCGCCUUGACCGAGAUUCUCCUCAACCUCCGCGUUGUCCGAGCCUUGACCCUGGAGGCACACUUCGCCCAGAGGUACCGACAAUGUGCAAAACAUACGUUGCGUCUUGGCAUGAGGCGAGCAAAACACACCAGCUGGCUGUUUGGCCUGUAUCAAUCCAUGAGCUAUGCCCUCACGGCCCUCGUCUUCUACUACAGCACCAGCCUGCUAGCCCAGGACACCCACGCCGAUGUCGCGAGCGUGGUGCAGGUCGUCAACCUGCUGCUGUUUAGCAUCGGCACUUCAUCUGAGAUUCUCAACGGCAUUCCUCAACUCACGAUGGCACAAGCCGCAGCCGCCCCUUUGCUCGGAUAUGCAAACUUGCCUUUGGAUCGUCCUCGGCAGGGACAAGCGGCAACGGAGCUUGACAGUCCUCUUCCUUUACGAAUGCAUGAUCUGACCUUUUCAUACCCCCGUCGAGCCACGGACCCAGUCCUCAACGGAGUCUCGCUCGGGAUUGUGUCGGGAGAAUGCACAGUCAUUGUCGGCCAAUCUGGCUGCGGCAAGUCGACUCUUGUCUCCCUGCUGCUCGGCUUGCACGCGGCCCCCGAGCCGUCAGAUCCUGCCAAUGCUCCGCCUCUCAGCUUCGCGGGAGUCUCGUGCUCAAACGUCGACCUGCAGCACCUUCGCUCCACGAUGGCCUACGUUCCCCAGUCUCCAUUUCUCUUCCCCGCCACUAUAACCGAAAACAUUGCGUACGGGCUCGCCGAAGACUCACCACAUCGUCACAUCGCGAGCAUUGCACAGGCGGCACAAGCAGCAGGACUACACGACUUCAUCGCCUCCUUGCCCGAGGGUUACAACACCGUUGUCGGAGACGGCGGGCUCGCUCUUUCCGGCGGGCAGGCUCAGCGGUUGAGCAUCGCGCGAGCGCUCGUCCGGCAGCCCCGACUUCUUGUCAUGGAUGAGCCGACCAGCGCCCUCGACGCAGACAGCUCGCAGACGGUGCGCCGGACAAUCACGCGGCUGGUCCAACAGACCCGGACGUUGCCGGGCGGCAUGGCCGUGGUCUUGGUCACGCACAGCCGCGACGUGAUGCGGCUGGCGGACAGGCUCAUUGUGCUGAGCAACGGCAUCAAGGUCGACGAGGGCAGCUACCAGGCGCUUGCCCGGAAGAAAGGGCCCUUCUUAGAUCUCAUCAGCGGCGGACAGUGGGCGGGAGACAACGAGUGCAAUGUCGACGACUGCAAGUAG